AACUUCGUCCUUAUGAUUGGGCUUAGUAGUAAUUUAUAAUUAUUGGGCUUCCUCUCGAAAAGAUGGGCUAAUACCACAUACUAGUAUAGGUCCAUUAAAAAAAAGAAAAAGGGAAAAAAUAAACAGUUCCGCCUCAAAUAAACCAACCGCAGCAUAUGAGAUUCUCUCUCCUCCGCCGCCUCCACCACCACCAACCUCCAAAACUCUCAACCAUGGCUACAAUCACCACCCAAGUUGCGGCCCCACCACCACCACUAACAACGGCGGUAGAAGAAGAAAACUUCGACGACAUACUUUGCUCUUCCGGGCCCACACAAUUAGAGGAGAGAGAUGAAAAGGUGGAGGAUAAGGGGUGCUUAUUGGGCCAGCCCAGUGGGUACUUGAGCGGGGAGGCCCGGAUAGAGAGGGCUUGGGCUCACUGGAAAAACUUGGGUCGGCCCAAAUUGAUAGUUGCUCCAAUGGUGGAUUGUUCUGAGCUUCCAUUUAGGAUGCUUUGUCGCAAGUAUGGAGCACAAGCUGCUUAUACUCCAAUGUUGCAUUCUAGAAUCUUCACUGAGACUGAGAAGUAUCGCUCUAUGGAGUUCACCACAUGCCAGGAGGAUCGACCAUUGUUUGUCCAGUUCUGUGCAAAUGAUCCAGAUGUUUUACUUGAGGCAGCUCGGAGGGUGGAACCAUUUUGUGACUAUGUUGAUAUCAAUUUGGGUUGUCCCCAGCGUAUUGCUAGACGGGGUAAUUAUGGAGCCUUUUUGAUGGAUAAACUCCCUGUAGUGAAGUCUUUAGUGGAAAACUUAGCUCAAAACCUCCAGGUUCCUGUUUCUUGCAAAAUCAGAAUCUUCCCAAAUUUACAGGAUACCAUAAACUAUGCAAAAAUGCUGGAGGAAGCUGGCUGCUCUCUUCUAGCUGUUCAUGGUCGAACAAGAGAUCAGAAAGACCAGAGGAAAAUUAGGGCUGACUGGAGUGCAAUUAGGGAGGUCAGAAAUGCAGUCAGGAUUCCAGUCCUUGCCAAUGGGAACAUUAGACACAUAGACGAUGUCCAUAGCUGUUUGGAGGCAACGGGUGCAGAAGGGGUGCUCUCAGCUGAUGCUCUCCUCGAAAACCCGGCUCUCUUUGCAGGUUUUCGUACCCCAGAAUGGGUAGAAGAAGGUGAAAAAAAUUGUAAAGAUGGAAACAUAGACCAGGCAGAACUGCUAGUUGAAUAUCUGAAACUAUGUGAAAAGUACCCCGUGCCAUGGAGAAUAGUCCGAGCCCAUGUACACAAGAUGCUCGGAGAGUGGUUCCGAUUGCAACCACAGGUGCGAGAGGACCUCAAUGCACAAUCUACGCUUACAUUUGAGUUCCUUUAUGGCUUGGUGGAUAGGAUUAGGGAGCUAGGCGUCAAGAUUCCACUUUAUAUGAAAGACAGUAAUAGUGAUGAGGAAACAAAUCCUGCAAAUGGUGAUAUGCCCUCUAAUAUGUGAUGCAAAUUCGUUACAAAAGUUCGAGGUAUGUAUUUUUUUUAUGAACACAAUUCAUCUUUAUACGAUGUAGCCUAAGAUGAUUAAAAUGAAGAGGCUAUUAGAGCAGGGGUAAUAGGCCUUUUGUCUUCCCUAUAUUUGUGUGUAACAUUAGUUUAUAAUCAGGUUUGGGAAUACACAUACAUCAAAUUUUCUAAUCAAACAAUUGAUUGUAUUCUUAAAUGUUCAAUCAUAGAAGAAUUUCUUUCUCAAA
Molecule: messenger RNA, 1707 nt
Organism: Beta vulgaris subsp. vulgaris (sugar beet)
Lineage: Eukaryota; Viridiplantae; Streptophyta; Magnoliopsida; Caryophyllales; Amaranthaceae
Exons: 3
Coding region: 156-1457 (433 amino acids)
Biological process (GO): tRNA processing
Molecular function (GO): tRNA dihydrouridine synthase activity; flavin adenine dinucleotide binding
Source: RefSeq, a predicted model, not a curated record